Messenger RNA from Octopus bimaculoides (California two-spot octopus), 3043 nucleotides. Its product is annotated as hormone-sensitive lipase. Gene Ontology annotation, cellular component: cytosol. The record is from RefSeq and is a predicted model, not a curated record. Gene Ontology annotation, biological process: triglyceride catabolic process; cholesterol metabolic process. Gene Ontology annotation, molecular function: triacylglycerol lipase activity; sterol ester esterase activity. NCBI's taxonomy places the organism in Eukaryota, Metazoa, Mollusca, Cephalopoda, Octopoda, Octopodidae.
AUUCACAUACCUUCUCUUUCUUUUUCUUUCUUCACCCCUUUUAUACUCUAUCUAAUCCUCUCUUCACUCUUCUUACACAUCUCUUUCUCUCUAAUUUUUCUUUUUCCCUCUUUACGCAUUCUGUCUUUUUCUUUUACCCUCUAUAACUUUCUCUCGCGUUUUAUUCCCUCUUUCUUUCCUCUUUCCUCUACCUCUCUUGUUUCGCCUACACACUUUCAUCCCCACUUGGCUUGCUUUCGUAAGUGCGUCUCUCUCUCUUUUAAUCUUUCCCCUCUCUCUUUAUCUCUUCAUCUCCCUCUCCCUGUCCAGUAUUUAUAAAUAGCUGUGAGACAAUGGCUGAUGAUGUCAAGUUAUGUGUAAGUGUAAGCAGUAAACCACCGCCACCAUUAAACACAGUCGAGGCCUCCCUUGCCAGGCGACACCAUUCGCCUGCUCCUUCACACUGCUAUCAUUUGUCGAGAAUCCAGCAAGGUAACAGCGAGUUCAAACAACCUUUUACUGCCGCCGACCUAUCAACUCGGCAGUUCACAUCUCCAUUGAACAUUUCUAUUACCGAUUCUGACAACUGUGGAUCGAUCUCUCCAACUGGCACCAACAAUAUUGGUGACACCCAGGUUUUGGAUCCGGAUAAAAUAAUGAAGCGUGUUCUCAAUUCUAUCUUCAGAGAACUGAAGUCUUGUUCUUUAAGUAAUUUGGAAUAUUUCCGGAAUGGCAAACAGAGCUAUCAUGCACGACUUCAAGUGGCUUUUUCAUUACUCUGCGAACACAUCAAUAAAGGGAUCGAACCACAGCUUGGUAUACUUCUACCUCACUUGGCCAGCUAUGAUAUCUCACCUGAAAUUCCUGCAAAUGGUUACCGAAGUUUACUCAUGAUUAUACAGAAAUGUUGUCUCCACUUGUUGCAGCUGAGUCGAUAUAUCAUGAUAAACAGAAACUGUGUUCUCUUCCGUAUUGUCCAUUAUACAAGAGAACUAGAAUCUUACGUUACUGUUCUUGGACAGCUCCGUGCCUGUUUAUACUUCUCAUGUCAGCUGAUGAAUUAUUGUCCAAAAGAUUCCUUGUUCAUUGAUAAAGAUGUCCUCAAAGACCCUGUUGCCUUUAGACUUUUGAAAGAAUUUGAUUCUCUUAGUCAAGAUUGUUUUUAUGGACGUUGCCUUGGAUUCCAGUUCUGUGAAUCUAUGCGGAAGCCAUUAUUGUGUGUUGUUGUGGCAUUGGCUUCAUUCAGUGAAGGAUACAACGAAACGACUAAUUUUAUGAAGUUUGCAUACUCUGUACUGAGUACUGGGAAGUAUUUAUUGGAUCCAGAACUGAGAGCACGUCAGGUGGUCCACGUUGCAAGAAGUGCUGACAUUCAGUUCUGUAAAUCAUUCUGGUCCCUCCUUGAGACUGAUAUUUCUUCAGGCGUAACUGAUUUUGUUAGUUCUUGUAACAAAUCUGUUAUAAAUGUGGUUGCUUCAGCGGGUACUAAAGUUGUGGACAUUGGUUCCAAAGUGAUGAGUGCCUGUAUGUCGCGGAUGUCACUGCUGUCAGGCUUCAUACUUCAAGUAAACUCCGUUCUUAAAAUAGAACCAGUUCCUAUAGAGUUGCCAAAGACUGAUUCCAAGGGAAAGGAAACUCUAUGUAUUGAAGCACCAUCAAUCUACAGUGGCUUAACUAAUCUUCAGUUCCGUUUGUUGUCAUUUCAUCUCCUUCAAGGACAGGAAAAACUUUUAAAAGACCACCUAAUUAUCCGUCUACCAAGCAAAGCACAGCCACCAUCACCUAACCUACUCUUCCAUAUUCAUGGUGGAGGGUUUGUUGCUCAGUCUUCAAAGUCCCAUGAGGUUUACCUCCGUCAAUGGGCUCAUGACCUCAAAGUGCCAAUUGUGUCUGUAGAUUAUUCUCUGGCACCAGAAAACCCAUUUCCACGAGCUUUAGAAGAAUGUUUUUAUCUUUAUGCUUGGGUUUUGAAAAAUCCUGAACAAGUUGGUUGGACUGGAGAGAGAAUCUGCUUUACUGGUGACAGUGCUGGUGGAAAUCUGGUUUUGGCGGUGACACUGCGUGCCAUUGACUCUAAUAUUCGUAUCCCAGAUGGAAUCCUAACUGUAUACACAUCAGCACUAAUCAGUAUAGUUCCAUCCCCAUCUCGUCUACUUAGUGUUAUGGAUCCAUUGCUACCUGUUGGUGUCAUGCUCAAAUGUUUAGAUGCCUACAUUGGAACAAGUACUGUCUCUAGUGACUAUUGCAACCAACCAGUUCUGGAAGAAGACUGUGAAACUCCUUCAACAGAGAAAGAUGAUGAUUCUUUGGACAAUUCUAGAAAAAUCAAAGAGGUUAACAGUUACGAUUGUGAAACUUCUGAAUCUUUAUCUUCAGAUUUGACUGAAUUCUUUUCUCCUGAUGACAGUGAUGAUGAUGAUGAUGAUGAUGAUGGUGGUGGUGGUGGUGGUGGUGAUGAUCAAAAGACAAAUUCACAUCUCCCUAAACAGUAUUUACCUCAUGAUUCUUACUAUAUUCCCGGGGCUGACUUACCUCUUUCAUCUGCUUCAUCUCCUGGUCAUGUGCCUCAUCCUGAUGGUCAGCUACCCCGCAGCCUUUCUACUCCAGUAUUCAACAAAACUGAAAAUGUUCAUCUUCGACCCCCACAUCAUUCUUCCUUUGAUUCUUCUAAUGUACAAUCAGCCAUGGAACGGUUCCUCAAACUGACUCUCAUCCAAAAUCCUUUAGUCUCCCCUAUAUAUGCCACUGACAAACAGCUCCAAAUGUUCCCUGAGGUCAGCUUAGUGACAUGUCACCUUGAUCCCCUGCUUGAUGAUUCUGUGAUGUUGUGCAAGAGACUGAGACAACUUGGUAAAACUGCUGACUUCACGGUUCUGGACGAUCUCCCUCAUGGAUUCCUCAAUUUUGUCCUUGUCAGUAAAGACGCACGACAGGGUUCAAAUGUGUGUGUUGAAAAGUUGCGCAAAUUGUUUAAUCUCAUCUAAUCUGUUUUGAUUGGCUUGUUUGUUAAUACUGUAAAAAAAAAAAAAAUCAACUUAUAAUGGAUGAGGUGUGGGCAUGGAAA